AUGCUUGAGCAAAAUCUUGAGGACCACCUAGCAGGAAUUGAUAAAGAGCGUUGGAAAUGGUUCCUUGAUUAUCGCAAUGACCCUUACCCAAAGGAAAAUGCUUUGAAUCGAUUGAAGCAACUUUACACUCACAUUGACGGUUCUAAAAUCUUGGCGAGGCGAAAGGAAGAAAAGAACUACAAUGGAGGAAUAUUGGUCGAGGAAUAUUAUGGACCAAACUACACAAAAAACGUAAUGGCUCCUAUACAUCCCAAAGUUAAGAGGAUCGGUAUUGGAGAGAUUAAGCAGCGUGAUGAGUCCACUAGAAUAUUGUUUGAAAAUGAUUCCCUUACCCAAGCUCUCGGAAAAGAGCACUCGGGUAGAAUACGUGGCAUAGGUUUCGGACCGACUCCAAGUCAACUAUUUUGUCUGAGUUUGCAGCCACCGGUAGAUGGAGCUCAAACAGAGGAGGCCCAAAGGAUGCUAGUUGAACUACAAGCAGAGAUGCCGACCGAGAAAUUAAGAAGGAAGGCAGUGAAGGAAAUAGCAGCAGAGAAAUUGAAAAGGAAGGUAGUGGAGGAUGGAGUAGCAAUAGAGAAAUUGAAAAGGAAGGCAGUGGAGAAUAAUGUAGCAGCAGAGAAGAUAAAAAGAGGAGGCAAUAGAGAGUGUUCUAAGUUAUUUGAUUCAACGGCAAGGUGGGGAGUUGCCACCAGACAUCGCUGCAUGUGCAUGAAUUCUUUGGAUGAACAUAGCGGAAAAUAG
This is a messenger RNA of Arachis duranensis, 741 nucleotides long. RefSeq lists its product as uncharacterized. The record is from RefSeq and is a predicted model, not a curated record. The coding region runs from base 1 to 741 and encodes 246 amino acids. The transcript is spliced from 4 exons. Lineage: Eukaryota; Viridiplantae; Streptophyta; Magnoliopsida; Fabales; Fabaceae.